AUGAGGAUCAGAGAUGCUAAUGAUGAGGAGGCCCCUCUCGUGGCUUUUCCAGAGAAAGAAAAUGCUACUCCGCUAAUGGCGUCGGAUCACCCGUUGCUCGAGCGGGUUCAACAGGCGCUAUUUCAGCAGUUAUCAUCACAAAGAAAGAGAGCCGAACUCGAGUACCUAGAAAAAAGGGACCAGGACAAGCGUCUGGCGCAGCUUCAUGAAGAACUUGGCCUUCGGUUGUACAACACUCAGCAAGAGUUACUCAAGUUGCGGGAAAAUCUCGGGCAGCUGACCAGCAUAGAAGAUGAAAUGAAAGCGAGGAGAAACCAAGCAGAAACAGAUCUCGAGAAUGGAAUCCAAGACCUGGAAUCUAAGCAAAAGGAGCUUGAUAACUACGUUACCAAGUUGAACACUGCGCAUCAUGAGCUGAAUGAACUAAAGUUCGCUGUCUCGCAAGCGCAAGCCUACAACGAACAGCUGGAGGUAGACAUCAAACUCAAACGGCGGGAGAUGUACAAGGAAGAUGCAACGUUGCAGAGGCGGGAGACGGAGAAAAUGCAACAAGAUUUCUUGAUCGAUGAGCUCAAGGAGAAGCUUCGCAGUCUGAACGACCAAAAAUGUCUUUACGAAUAUCAGGCCGCAGUCCAAACAACAGAGAUUGAAGCUGCGCGAGCAGCGCUCCGAGAGGCCCAACGAGAGAUUGAGGCAGUUGCAGCGGACAAGCAGCGGCUUCUGCAGCAGUGGAGAUCCAGCGUCGUGGGGAUGCAGCGCAGAGAAGAAGCUUUGCAAAUGGUCAAGCAAAUGGCCAAGAAACAAGAAGAAAAGGAAAUGGCAGUCGAGUCGGAGGUGCGGGGUGUUCACGCUACCAUGCGGGAGGCUCAAGAGCGGAAUGAGAACCUGACAGCGCAGCAUAACACAAAUACAAGUCACAUGGAAACGUUACAGACUCAGAUUGCCAGCGUCGAACGGGAUGUCGAGAUGGCUGAAAAACAGAACGACCUUGUACAGAAAGCUGUACAAUCUACUCUCCAUGAAUGCUCAAGGGCGGAAGUCGCUGUUUCUCACUUCCGGUACCAAGUAAAGCUGGUAGAGAAUAACAUAAAAAAGGCAAGCCAGGAAAACACCGAGAUCAAUGAGCAGGUUGUAACCUUGCUUUCUAACCAAGCUACAACUAAUCGUGCAGCAGCUAAUACCUCGAAGAGGGCUCGGAAACUGAAUGAGCAGUGCAAACAGAAGGAGGAAGAGUUGGAGCAGGUUCAGAACGAUACUGCCCGCAAGAAAGUCGAAGCUCUGGAGUUGAAAGCGAGACAUGCAGGCCUGAAAGAAGACCUUACACGCAUUCAAAAGUCUCUAGCCGAGAAGGAGAAACUCGUCGAUCAGUAUGAGGCUGAGAUCAAGAAGGGUCACAUAGAAAUUGAUAAGAAGCAACAGCUGGUGGAGAAACUGAACAAGGAAUACGAUGAGAGAAGAUCCACUUUCGACGACGAAAGCGAGGGACCGUUGGAGGCAAAAAUAAAAGGCAUGAGAAAACAGAUAAGCGCUAAGGUCGCUGAGAGCACGGAUAUGCAAACAGUGUGGAUGAGGAAGCAAACCGAACUCAUCAUGAUCCAGAAUAAAACAUCAUCUUUGGAGGAAGAGAUCUCAGCAAAGAAGGACGAGCAGCUUAUCUCGCAGCAGAAGCGAAUUAGGCUAACGUCGGAGAUCGGUCUCAACUCCAAGGAAAUUAAAGAUAUGCAGAGCGGUAUAAAAGAAAUGCGCACAGAAAUGAGCUGGGUGAACCAGCUUAUUGUCAAACAGGCUGAAAAGCAACAAGCAUACGAGAAAGAGACGCAGAGCCUGACGCACGACUUCGAUAUUCGCAUGGCAGAGCAUGAGAAACUUGAAGCCCAAUUGGCUGAGACAACUCAGAGUAUACGAGACGAGAAAACCAAGCUGAAAGGUGAACUGGUUGAGGCAGAAAGACAGAUCAUGCUGUGGGAGCGGAAAAUAUUUCUUGAGAAGGAGAUGCACGAGGCACUGGAUCCAGCUGUAGGCCAGAGGGAGCUAGUUGCCAUGAAGAAAGAGAUUCAUCGUAUGAAACUCCGAUUGGAGCAGCUGAAGAAACACCAAGAGCAAAUGCUCAGCGAGAUGCAGCGAUUGCACCUCGAACUUCAAAAGGUUUGGGAAAGUGUAGAAGAAAUGCGGAGCGAGAUGAGCGGCAUUCAGGCGACGACCGUGCAGAUGAUAUUCAAGCGGUCGCUGAACCUUGCUUGCAUUGUACAGUAUCAAACGCUGGUCAAACGGCUGAACACGGCUACUGAAGAGGACACCCGAACACCCCUGAAAGCAUCCACCGUUGCCGCGGUCAAGAAACUCCGGAAUGACGCAAAAGGCCUGACAGACACCCUCAUCUAUUUCAAAAAGGAAUGCCCAGAACUCGCCAUGGUCUUCGAAACCUUUCAUGUAUGGGCAGCAGCUAUCAAUGCUGCGUCAAUGCCUCCAUUACCAGCGAGUCGAUUCUUCGGCGAGGACACCAAAGCAAACACAGCAGCCACUGGCGGCUGUGACACAGGGUGA
This is a messenger RNA of Toxoplasma gondii ME49, 2544 nucleotides long. RefSeq lists its product as hypothetical. Gene Ontology annotation, biological process: axoneme assembly. The record is from RefSeq and is a predicted model, not a curated record. Lineage: Eukaryota; Apicomplexa; Conoidasida; Eucoccidiorida; Sarcocystidae. Gene Ontology annotation, cellular component: cytoplasm. The coding region runs from base 1 to 2544 and encodes 847 amino acids. The transcript has 18 exons.